UGCUGCUCUUUUCAUGGGAGUUCUCGGUUAUGAAUUCGGGGAUCGCCUGUCGCAUUUUCUUCUCGUUCUUGAUUGUCUCGUGGGAAGCAGAGUUUGCCCCGAUUGAGCUCGACCCUGGUCCUUUUUCAUGUCUUUCGUUGCCUUUGCUUUUCCUUUUUCGUCGGAAGCAAUCUCUAGAUGACAGGAUUGGAGACACCGAUGUUUGUGGACUUUGGGAUUGGUUCAUUUCUCGUACGAUCAUGCGACGCGAAGCUUGAAUAUCAAUGACAAAUGGCAGUGAUGAUGAUGCUUUAGUCUCAGGGGAUAACUUUAUUGGGAAGCUUCCUGACCAUCUCUUGAUAGAAAUUUUCGUCCGGGUCCCUGUCAUAGAGUGGGCACAGAUAUCUUGUGUUAGAAAGCAUUGGGCAAACCUAUUCCGCGGGGAAUGCUUGUGGCGAGCUGCUCUUGUGAAGUCCUAUCCUUCGGCUAGCCAAGCAAAACGGUGGCCAGGUCCAAUCCCACGAGGGUUGAGCAGACGGAGAUUUGCGGCUUUGUAUAUUAGUAAACAGAUUUUUUCUAUUGAUGGAGAUAUGGAUGAAAUAGUGGGCCAUGCUUAUCUAUUUUUGAAAGAGCAGCUUGAACUUUCAACAAUGCCACCUCCUUCCGGUGUUCUUCAUGGAACAAUGAUUGCCCUGUUGGCAGAUCAGUUCAUAGCUUGUGGAAAGUCAAGAGACGUGGCAAAUGAGCUUGCUUCACAGAUUUGGAUUGCUGUUCUUGACAAUUUAGAGGAAAAUGAGCACACCUUUCUCUUGCUAAAACGUCUCGCCCAAGAAGCUGAUGUAUUUCUCCCAUACCCUUAUUCGAGAUCAGUCAAGGUCCAGUGGAGAGUGUUCGAGAAGCUGUUCACCGAUUUCCGCGACUGCUUCAAUCACGUGGACUACUACGACAUAUUGUCGUGCGCCAAGAAUAGGUUCCAACCGAUCCCAUCAGCUUGGCUAGGUUAUUAGCCAUACUUACUGACACUUGAUGUACAGAGCUAAAGGCUCAUACCGGUUCUUGCUAUCUAAGGUGUAGUUAUGCAUGUGUAACUGUAGCAUAUUACAUAUUCUUUGGGAGCCAAACGAAAGAGCUCUUAGAAUCUGCAAGUGGCAGAUUGAUUUGAGGUA
Rhodamnia argentea is the source of this 1145-nucleotide messenger RNA. RefSeq lists its product as uncharacterized. The record is from RefSeq and is a predicted model, not a curated record. The coding region runs from base 264 to 986 and encodes 240 amino acids. Lineage: Eukaryota; Viridiplantae; Streptophyta; Magnoliopsida; Myrtales; Myrtaceae. The transcript has 5 exons. Gene Ontology annotation, molecular function: protein binding.